Messenger RNA from Tetrahymena thermophila SB210, 1350 nucleotides. RefSeq lists its product as hypothetical. The transcript has a single exon. The record is from RefSeq and is a predicted model, not a curated record. NCBI's taxonomy places the organism in Eukaryota, Ciliophora, Oligohymenophorea, Hymenostomatida, Tetrahymenidae.
AUGAGCUAAUUAUCAAAAAGUAAUAAUAGCCAAUCUACAAUUUUAGUAGAGGAAAGCAGCGAAACACGUCCAUCAAUUUAAACAUACGAAAGUAAUACAGAAGAAAAGGAUAUCGAUUUAGGUGUAAAAAAGUUUAUAAAGAAAGAUACCUAAAACAAAAAUAAUAAAAAAUUAAAAAGAGCAAAAGUGAAUUUUAUUAAUGAUAGCCAACUUAAUCAAGUAGAAUCUACUGAAAGUGAUGAAAAUAAAUUUUAGUAGAGCAUGGCUUUGAUAAAAUAUUAAGAUUAAUAAUCAACAGAUUUAAUGUCUUCAACAUCUUCAACUAGUAUAAAUAAUACUAUCCAUCUCUCAAUCGAAAAACCAUUUGAUAAUUAUAAGUGCUUUUUGUGUGCUGGAGAUAUGAUGUUAGAAUUUUACCAUGAAGAUGAGCUAGAAUUUACUUAAGAAAGAAGGAUAGUCAGUUAUAGAAAUUUAAAAAGAGUAAACAAAGCUGAAUAAAUACAAGGUAUUCUUAGAAUUUACUUAGAAUCUAACAAAAGUAUCGUAAAAGAUUUUUAAUUUAUUUGCUAUCUUCUAGAGAGUAAAUAAGACUAAAGCUUGCAUUUACUUUCAAAUCUCCUCAAAGAGUAUUAAAUAUUUAUUUAAAAUUAUUAAGUAUAUGUAUAAUCUAUACUAAAUUACUAUAAAACUACUAGCAUGAAUGAUUUUAACAUAAUUAGAGAACUAAGAUAAGCAUAUUAUUUAGAUUAUAUAAAUAAGUUAAUGGCUUCAUAACAACAAGAUGAUUUUUGCUUGGCCAUUCAAAGUGGUCCAAGUUUUUUAAACUUAACUCCUAGUUACCAUAUUGUUGAAUUCAGUCCUGCUUUAAUUGCUUUGCUUGGAGUUGAUAAAGAUUAAAUGCAACAUUUAUAUCUAAGAAAUGGCAUGAGGGAAUUGACUAUAUACGAUAACAAAUAAUAAAAUUACAUUGAUAUGCUAAGUAAUAUUAUAGAGGCAACUAAAACAAGCAUUUUCAAGUCAUAUAGAGAUUAUCCUGUAGAACUAUUUACAUUUGAUAAUAUAAUUGUAAAAGCUAAAUCAAAUAGUGAUUAUUUUGAUGUCCCUCUUCCAAAAGAACUUGAAUUCAAAUCAACAACAGGAGUUUAUAGAAAUUUAGAUAAAAUAACAUUUAUUAAAUUUUGUGUAGAUUUAAAAGAAAUAUAAAAAUUAAUUAGAAUAAGGAAGUAGCCAAAACAUAAGUAAAUAAUAGCAGAAUAGUUAGAUCAUUUUGAAUAUAGUAUUUAUAGUUAAAUUUUUAUUGAAAAAUAUUAUGCAGACCAUAUAUAAUAAAAUAAGGAAUCAAAUAUUUGA